CGCAUCUCCCAAGUCCUAACUAAACGUUCUUCCCUCGUUUUAUUCUUGACUGGUAGCUAGGGUUUCUUCUCUCUCUCCUAACUCAUUUCUGUGUCUCUCUCUCACUCAUAUCCUCAUUAUGAAAAUCUUCGAGUUUCUAAUCCUAUACAGAUCAUGGACACCAUCGAAACUUCUUCAGAUAAUCACAUCGACAGUGAAGAUUUACCGAUUGGAAACCAUAUAUUCUCUGAUGAAGAUAAUCACAUCGACGGUGAAGAUUUUCUGAUUGGAAACGAUAAAAUAUCCGAUGAAGAUAAUUAUAUAGACGGUGAAGAUUUAUCGAUUGGAAACGAUGAAUUUUCCGAUGAUCUUCGCGAAUUACAGAUUAAAAACGACUCUCUUGUUGCGGAGCUCGAAGCUCUUCGCACAUCGUACCAUAGCCUCCAAUCGAAAACGACGGUCACGGAUGAAAACUUAGCCCUACUCCAGCAGCAAAAAGACGAAGCUGUGAAGCACAAUGUCGAUCUUGCAAAGGUUAUUGAGGAAGUCUCGAGAGAAAGAGACACUCUUCGCGACGAGCUUGGUGGACUCGAGGUGUCUUCGAGAGAGCGAGAGGAUGAGUUGGUGAGAAAGUUUGAUGAGCAAUUAAGGGAAAAGGAAGAUGUUCUGAACGAGCUCGGAGCUUCUAGAGAGACAAUUAAGGAGUUGUUUGACGAGAAGAGUGAGUUAGUGAGAAAGUUUGACGAUGAAUUGAGGGAAAAAGAAGAUGUUCUGAUCGAGCUUGGAGCUUCUAGAGAGAGAACCAAGGAGUUGCUUGACGAGAAGAGUGAGAAAGUUAGGGUUUUAUUGGAGAAUUUGGAAUCCCUUAAAUCGGUCAAGGAGUGUCUGAUAAGGGUAAUUGACAGCAUGGAUGAAGAUGAAGUUGGAGUUACUAUUGAUGAAGGAGAGGAAAUGAGAGAAGAAUCGGAAGUAGAUGAAGAAUUGAGGGCAUUUUUGGUAGAAUCAAAGGCGGUUUCAAAGUUUGCGAGCUUGGUGGAGUUGAAGUUGAUUGCAAAUCAGGAGAUGAGGAAGAAAGAGAAGAGGGAGUUGGAGAACAGUGUAGUGAGUUUGACAGAGGAGAAUCGGGACAUCAAUAGCUUGCUUAGGAUUGCUUUGGUGGAAAAAGACGCAGUUGAGAAGAGUUUGAAUAGGCUAAAAGGAAACAGUGAACAGAAGAAGGGGGCGAUUUUGCAGAUUGCUGAGAGAGGGUUGCAGAGGGUGGGGUUUGGAUUCAUGAUGGGGGCUGGAACCAAUGAGACAUCAUUGGAUAAUAUGGGAGCUAAUACGGUCGGAAAAUCAGAUGGCAGUGAAGGCGAAGAGGAGGGUGUUAGCCUGGCCUCAACUGUGGAGAGGAUAAUGAAGAAUCUACGACUUGAAAUCACCCAAUUAAGGAGAUCAUUGGAGGAUUCUAGGUCAGACACUGAGCGCCUACAGAGUCUCACAGAGAAACAAGCUCAAAUAAUUGCAGAAAACACAUCAUACAUAAAAGAGAUGGAAGAUAGAGAGAUAAUAGUAGCUCAAAAUAUUGAGGAACUCCUGAUGGAAAUAAAAGAAACUGAAGAAGAAGUUGCUAGAUGGAGGGAAGCUUGUGAGUUGGAAGUGGAAGCUGGAAAGAAUGUCAUUGAAGAACGUGACAAAGUGGCUUUUAUUCUGAAACAAGAAUUGGAAAAAACAAAGGCUGCUUUAGAAGUAUCAAAUGGCAAACUAAAGCUGAAAGAUGAACUAGCUGCCGCUGCCAUGGCUGCCCAAGCAGCAGCAGAGAGGUCUCUCCAGCUGGCUGACAGCAGGGCUGCUGGACUGCGUGAGCGGAUUGAGGAGCUAACAAGACAAUUAGAAGAAGCAGAAAGCAGGGAGCGAAGUAACCGUAAGGUUAGGUACAUUUGUUGGCCAUGGCGAGCCCCCAAAGAGAACCCUGCUAAUGAUACAAACACUAGAUUUCAGAAUGUGAGACGGAUGCUACCAGAAAUGCAAGCCUUGCUUCAUUCUAACGUGUGACAUCUUAAUAUCUUUUCUCAACCUUGUUAAAUGUUAUUUGUUCUCAAAUUGCUUGAUUUACUGUAUAAUCCACUUAUCAAUAAUUUUUGCUUUUCAAUUUC
Cornus florida is the source of this 2114-nucleotide messenger RNA. RefSeq lists its product as uncharacterized. The transcript is spliced from 5 exons. The coding region runs from base 154 to 2013 and encodes 619 amino acids. The record is from RefSeq and is a predicted model, not a curated record. NCBI's taxonomy places the organism in Eukaryota, Viridiplantae, Streptophyta, Magnoliopsida, Cornales, Cornaceae.